CUUCAAGUCCGUACUCAAGGCAGCUCUAUGGUCGUCCAUCUGGAUUGAGGAAUCGUACAGUGAUGCUCGUAUCAGACGGACACCGCUCAGCACGGAACCAUCAGGUGCAUGAUCCUGACGGUCCGUUGCCGAGGGACCACGACGCGUCCUCGGCGCUUAUUCAGGCUGUAACGCACAAGGCAUAGCCCCCACAUACCUCCUUGCUCCCAACCACCAUGCCUCCUCUCGCAGCAGCCCGCGCCGCGAAUGCUGCCUUCAAGUUCACCUCGCCGAACCCCGUGCGUGCCGUAUUCGUCGGCGGUACAGCCGGCAUCGGUCAUGGCAUGGCCCUCGCCCUUGCACGCGCAACGAAAGGGAACGCGCAGAUCGUCAUCGUCGGGCGCAACCAGACCGCCGCGAAGGAGCUCAUCGCGUCUUUUCCCUCCCCUGCCAAUACACUGUCGACCUUCGUCUCCUGCGACGUGACGCUCAUGCGCAACGUGCACGCUGCCGCUGAGUCAAUCAAGUCCCAGCUCUCAACAAUCAACUACCUCGUCAUCUCCGCCGGCUUCUUCACGCUUAGCGGGCGCAACGAGACAGAGGAGGGGAUCGACCGCAAGCUCGCGGCACACUACUACGCGCGCUGGGCGUUUAUCAACGACUUGCUGCCUCAGCUGAAGGCCGCGGCGGAGAAGGGGGAGGAGGCGAAGGUCAUGAGCGUCUUCUCGGCAGGUCAUGGAGGCCCGAUCAAUGUCAACGAUCUCGGCCUCAAGCGCACCUACUCCCUCAAGAACGCCGCUUACCAAGGCAUCACUUACAACGAUCUGGCGCUAGAGGAAUUCGCCGCUCGCAACCCCAACAUCUCCUUCGUCCACACCUACCCUGGCACCGUCCGUACCAGCAUCGUCAAAAACUCUGAUUCAUAUCUCAUCAAAGCGCUCACCUACCUCUUCUACCCCAUCGCCUACCUCCGCACCGUAUCCGAGGAGGAAUGCGCGGACUGGAUGACCUACGCGCUGCUGCACGCGAAACCCGGUUUCUCGCGCUUCAACAACCAUGGAGAUGAUAUUGGGCGCCUCAACUACGACGGGACCGAGGAACAGAGGAAGAGAUUGUGGGAGCAUACCAUUGAGGAGACGAAGUCGCAACCUACCUGCUAGAUGUAAUGGGGAUUGGAACGCAGCGGUUGGUUAUCGCGUUGUAUGCUUGCCCAACGGACUGAGAUGAGGGCAGCAGGAGCGGAUUUGACUGGAUUGGCCUGAGUGGCUUGCCUGUACUAUCUACGUAUUGUUUUCGCCAAAAUGAUCCUCUUUUCCACUUCA
This is a messenger RNA of Schizophyllum commune H4-8, 1301 nucleotides long. RefSeq names its product NAD(P)-binding protein. The transcript is spliced from 2 exons. Bases 216 to 1139 code for a protein of 307 amino acids. The record is from RefSeq and is a predicted model, not a curated record. NCBI's taxonomy places the organism in Eukaryota, Fungi, Basidiomycota, Agaricomycetes, Agaricales, Schizophyllaceae.